Schistosoma spindalis is the source of this 4523-nucleotide messenger RNA. The record is from the annotation of a GenBank genome assembly. Lineage: Eukaryota; Metazoa; Platyhelminthes; Trematoda; Strigeidida; Schistosomatidae.
AAACAAUCCGAGUUUCCCGCGCUUUCGUAUUUUCUUAGUGUGAUGUCGUCAAGGCAUAGGAUUGAUAUCGGUGAAUCUAAGCCCAGACGGUCAAGGUAAUUACUGAAAACGUAUUAGGAUCUUAUUUUUAAUUGAAUUACGCUUUAUUCUUUACACACUGCACCUAUGAAUUGACCCUCAGGUCGAUAGUCAUUCACCAAAUUUAUCGUAACGUGUGACUACAAAUAGAUAUAGCCCCAUAUUUUUCAUGCAGUUCAUCCCAUGUUUCUCGUUCAAUCUUAUGCAUGAUUAAUCCUGCGAAUUUGAUGACCAGAGUCUGGAGUAAUUUGGAAUUUACGAGGGCACUCCAAAAAGGUUUACAAGCCCAGAACAAAUUACUUGUCAGCUGACUAUCAAAUUUCCCAUCGAAUCAUCAACGAGUGGAUUUCAUUACCUUAGCACGUGAUUGAGGCUCCAUUCGUCGAUUCUUUCAAAAGAAAGUUGGAUUAACUGUGAGAACACUAUUGCCAGGACUAACACAGGCCAUCAAACCUCCUGUCCUUUUCAAACAAACUGGCUUCCUAGAACCACUGGACAUGUUAAACCAGUCAUAGAGAUAUAAGUACGGUAAAUUUGUACCUAUGAAAUACUUUGUAGCUAUGGUAAGACUGACUGAUGGUAAGACUUCACUGUCUAUUAACAUGGUUUCAGAAGUACGACUGUGUCUGCGAAAAAAAACAAAAAAAUCUUGUGUGUGAUAAUGGAGUAUGACAACUUAAUAUCUUGUAGAAAAUAGAGGUGAUUGCUCCGACCAGUUUUUAAGUUCUGUUUUUUUAACAUCUUCAAGUUGUAUGCAUCAAUAGAAAUGUCAGUCUCACAUUAGUAUUUUUGUUGCGACUUCCGUCAACCCAAUGCUUGGUAACCUUAAGGUAAUGAUAAACAGACAAGAAAUCCGUCGCCACCAUGCAGGGAUUAGAGUCCUGAAGGCUGGUACUCAACUAUCCUCGUUUGGUGUUAAAUGUGAAAUCACUAUUGUCAUAUAGGUACACGGGACCCUCCAACUUAACACCAUCGAACCCUGUGUUUAGUAUUUUUGUAUAUGAUUUUCAACCCAGAUAAAAGUUGUAAGUUUUUACUGAAGCUGAUGACCCUCUGGAGACAUAAAAUUCUUAUUAGGUAACCAUGUAGAAAUAGUUAAUUUGUUGGUGUGGUCGUUCAAUGGUUAAAGCUUUAUGUUCCUAAUUAGUUGCUUUUGGCUUCAAAUCCGUUCUAUCUAUUCUGACUUGUGCAUUUGCAUGGUAUCACUAAGAUAAAAAUGUAUCUCAAAGCUGGGCACAUGACGUACUUAGUAAAUGAUUGAUUAAUAGUUUAAUACUAUGGACCAUGUCUAAUAUCCGCCAUCAUGUUUGAGGAUCAACAAAAAAAUCUAUAGAACUACCACGUGUUAGAAACCUAAAGCUUUACUCAUUGUCUGAACUCUAGAUGGGCGAUAAGUCUGAGGUGUUGAAAAUGUAAUGUGGUAUGCAAUAUUAAGUUCUUGUCAUUCAUGAGGCUGAUUUCGAAAAUAAGUUUCAUGAAAAAUGAGUGGAUUUAGAACCUUUCUUAUCAUGCUCUUUUUGUUUAGGGCUACAUUUUUUUAUGUACUUAAACUACACAGCACCAUCUACGCUUCAAGCAGUCGGGUAAAUCUUUGUCCUUUGUAGCAAUCAAAGCACUUUAUUAGAUCAGAAAGUAAGCUAGUUUUCUCAGUCGUACUUAGUUAAGUACUUUUAUAACCCAGUUCAUAGUUGUAUCUUGGUGUCAAAUAUUCAUAUCUAGUAGCUUUUUCUGAAGAAUAUAAUGUAGUUUCUCCGUUUUUAAAGCGCUCAACACUACGUCAAUAAGAUCUUAUUUGUGGUUGGGGUUUUCGUUUAUUAUGACAGUAAUCAUGGUUUACAAUAACUACUUAGCCCUUUUGUAAUUUUUCAGCGAAUGUAUUCACUAUAAAUUUUUCGCAUCCUUGUAUUGAAGACGAAUAGGCUUCUGUAUCUUUUUGAAUUCAGUAAACAGUUUACCCAAGCAAUGUAGCACAGGUAUCAAGUUUACGCGUUUCGCUUUUUGUUAGUACCUGUCUCAUCGACAUAUUCUCAUCUUAUUUCGCAUUAUUACUGUAUUAUUGUCACAGGUUUUCUGAUGGACCGGAUAAUCACUCACGUGAUCGCUCACGCUCCCCAGAUAAUCAGGUCAAACUUAAACAGAAUGCUUCAAAUAAGUCUCCAUUCACAGCACAAACAAAUCCUUACAACGGCAAAUCGUUUAGUGCCAAAUACUUUGAACUUCUGAGGAAGCGUAUCAAACUACCUGUUUGGGAAUACAAAGAGAAUUUUUUUCAGACGUUAUCGGAGAACCAAGUCACUGUUUUGGUUGGUGAAACAGGUUCUGGAAAAACGACCCAGAUUCCUCAAUGGUGCCUGGAAUGGGUAACUGGACGGUAUCCUACCAAAAAGGCAGUAGCCUGCACUCAACCUAGACGGGUGGCAGCUAUGUCUGUUGCUCAGCGUGUUUCCGAGGAAAUGGAUGUCGAACUUGGUCAAGAAGUAGGAUACAGUAUUCGAUUCGAGGAUUGCACGUCCUCAAGGACUGUGAUGAAAUACAUGACUGAUGGUAUGCUUUUGCGUGAAGGCAUGUCUGAUCCUUUGCUCGAGGCAUACGGUGUUAUUCUCUUGGAUGAAGCCCAUGAAAGAACCUUGGCUACUGAUAUUUUAAUGGGUCUACUUAAAGAAAUCACAAAGCAAAGAUUAGAUUUAAAAAUAGUUGUCAUGAGUGCGACUUUGGACGCUGGGAAAUUUCAAGAUUACUUUCACAAAGCACCUCUUAUGACCGUGCCCGGUAGAACUCAUCCAGUGGAGAUAUUUUAUACUCCAGAACCAGAACGUGAUUAUCUCGAAGCGGCUAUCCGUACUGUAAUUCAGAUUCAUAUGUGCGAAGAGAUCGAGGGUGACAUAUUGCUGUUUCUGACGGGACAAGAGGAGAUUGAGGAAGCAUGCAAACGUAUCCAGAGAGAAGUAGAUGGGUUGGGCCCGGACGUUGGUGAACUCCGUUGUAUUCCUCUUUACUCUACCCUUCCACCAAAUCUUCAACAAAGAAUUUUUGAAUCUCCUCCUCCAAAACGUGCAAAUGGAGCUGUUGGUCGAAAGGUUGUAGUGUCCACAAAUAUUGCAGAGACAUCCCUCACAAUUGAUGGAGUGGUUUUCGUUAUUGACCCAGGUUUCGCAAAGCAGAAAGUCUACAAUCCUCGUAUUCGUGUUGAAUCUCUCUUAGUCACUGCUAUCAGCAAAGCUUCUGCACAACAACGUGCCGGAAGGGCCGGGCGUACAAGACCUGGAAAAUGUUUUAGAUUGUAUACAGAAAAGGCAUAUACAAAUGAGAUGCAAGAGAACACAUAUCCAGAAAUUCUCCGGUCAAACCUGGGUACUGUUGUCCUCCAGUUGAAAAAACUGGGGAUCGAUGAUUUGGUGCAUUUUGACUUCAUGGAUCCUCCUGCUCCGGAAACUCUGAUGCGUGCUCUAGAGUUAUUGAAUUAUUUGGCAGCCCUUGAUGAUGAUGGUAACCUGACGGAUCUAGGAAGUAUGAUGGCUGAGUUCCCACUUGAUCCCCAAUUAGCCAAAAUGGUUAUCGCCUCUUGCGAUUACAACUGUUCAAACGAAAUCCUGAGCAUCACUUCAAUGUUAUCAGUACCUCAAUGCUUUGUACGCCCUGCCGACUCCAAGAAAACUGCAGACGAAGCCAAAAUGCGUUUUGCUCACAUUGAUGGUGACCAUUUGACUAUGUUAAAUGUGUAUCAUGCCUUCAAACAAAAUCAUGAAGAUCCACAGUGGUGUUAUGAUAAUUUCAUAAAUUUCCGCUCAUUAAAAUCUGCUGACAACGUUCGGGUACAAUUAUCACGUAUUAUGGAUCGAUUUUCUCUUCGUCGUUCAAGUACAGAUUUCACUUCUCGAGAUUAUUACAUUAACAUUCGAAAAGCUUUGGUAUCUGGCUUUUUCAUGCAGGUUGCGCAUCUUGAACGUACUGGACAUUAUUUAACUGUAAAAGACAACCAAGUGGUCCAGCUUCACCCCUCUACAGUAAUGGAUCACAAACCGGAAUGGGUGUUGUACAAUGAAUUCGUCCUUACGACAAAGAAUUAUAUACGUACAGUGACUGAAGUAAAACCAGAUUGGCUUGUGCGUAUCGCUCCUCAAUAUUAUGAUAUGUCUAAUUUCCCUGAUUGUGAUGCUCGACGGAUACUUGAACGAAUUGUUCACAGGAUUCAAAAUCGUAAACUUCAACAAGAGCAAAAACAAAACCAAGAGCCGAAAUUACAAGCACAAACUUGAUCCAUGUUCAUACAUUCACAUAUCAUCACUACUCUUAAUUUGUAAGAUGUGAAGUAGUCUUGAUAACCAUCUUUGUAUUUUUAUUGACUUCCUCUGAAUUGCCCACAUUCUAUGAAAGAAGUCACUCCGCAUUUCAAGUGCUGUUGUGUAUAUUUUAUCAAGGCAACAAUAAAUAAUAUCCACUUCAUU